AUGCGUCCAACUCUUUCUUUCUUAAUCGCUCUUCUCAUCGCCGUCCAAGUAAUAGCAGUCAGUGCUCGGUCCCUCUCCCCGGUGCUCAUCGCACGGAGGCAGGGCGACCGCGGGGGCUCGCACGACGGCCUCGAUGAGAACGGUAGCAUCGUCAACGACGGCACCGACGAUAACGGCUCUGCAAUGCACGGCGCUGACGACAAUGUCACGGAGUCCAUCUCCAACGUAACUACCCAAUGCCAAACCUCAUGCUCGGAUAUCAUGACUUCAAUGACCUCUUGUGGAGCAACGAACUCCGCUUGCCUCUGCACCGACACCAUCUUCUCCCAGCUCCAGACCUGCGUCGAGUGCGAGACCACCGCCGGCCCUCGCAACGCGACCGAGUCCCAAGACACCCUCCACGACUUCUCCGAGAAUUGCGCAAAGAGCGGCGCGGCGGUUUCCCUCGGCUCGUCCGCCACGCUCGCUCCCACUGGCCCCGCGACGUCGGAGUCGCACAGGGGCUCGGACGACCUCCCGGCCCCGACCGCUGGCCCUUCCUCUUCCUCGUCUUCGCCUUCGUCCGGCGGUGUCCUGUCGCUUGGCGACACGGCCGCGUCCGGCUCUGGGCGUGCUGCCGGUGGGUAUACGCGGCGUUACGAGGAUGUGGAGGACGUCAAUGGACAUGAAGCAAGGCUGGACCCUUUGCCGUCAUGUGGUUGUAGCGCUGUGUACAGAAUUGAAAACAUGAUAGGCGAGAAGCCCACGAAGGCGAGGUGGGAAGAGCGAGAGGUCGUUGUCAGGAGGUGCAGGGCCGAGGGUGACUGGGGUCCUACCAGGCCCGCGCUCGUGUGCAAUGCCCCGCUUUUCUGUCCUACACGCGAAGAAAUCCGUCGACGCAUUGGCGAGAUCGAGGCCGGGGUCGUCGAGAAGCUGGGUGCGAGUGGGCUGACAACCGCUCUGGAGGAGGAAAGGCGGAGACUCUACAUGGACUGGAACAGUACGCUCUCCAUCAACCGCCUCCCGACCGAGAUCCUCCUCCGCUUGUUCGUCGCCUGCUUCCAGCCCGCGCGCCCCGUGUCCGAACUGCCCAAACGGACGCACAGACGGCGCAAGGUGCUCCUCCUUGUCUGCCGGAGGUGGCGCGACCUCAUCGAGGCCACGCCCACGCUCUGGUCGUUCAUCACCCCUCACAUGCCCCCACGGCUCUACACGCUCGUACUCUCGCGUGCGGGAGAGGCGAACGUGGAUAUCUCAUUCGACCGUGAACCGAAGUCUCCGGCAUACAUGGACAUCUCUCUUUCCCCCGACCUCGUACCCCUCUCUCUUCCCCAAGAUGAUAUCCAACAACUCAAUGACACCGAAGACUCGGAAGAUGACGAAAACGAGGGCGAGGGCGAGGGCGAGGGCGAGGGCGAGGGCGAGGGCGAUGAAGACUCACCUGGCAACCUUUCCUCGGAGCCACCGUGGAUUGUCGAGGAUGGAGACUUCACCUUCUGGUCGGAAGCCGCGGGAAUGGCUAUCGCCGCUGAGUCGUACAGGACGUGCACUCUUCUUCUGCCAGAUGACGAGAACGACCGCUCCUACUCCCUAUCAUUUCUCAAAAUACUUUUCCACGACAGAGCAUGGCUCACUCUCGAAGAUCUGUUUGUCGAUUUCGACGUAGUUGAGUCCCCUGGCCCGGUCGCCAGAAUUCUCUGUCUCACCCGGGCACGCUUCCCAAGACUCCAAUAUCUCAAGCUAAAAGGCAUGGUCCUGCCCAUCGAGCCGACACUCUUUCCUCUCUUCAGGUCGCUCCACCUCAGCGGUCCUACGAUGCAGUGGCCACCUCUCGAGGACCUCCUCAUCUGUCUUUCUUCGGCUCGUUAUCUCGAAACAUUGUCCUUAGAAAAACAUGGGUGGGCCCGGGAGGUGUCGCAAGUACCCCACUAUCCACCACCCACGUCCCCAGUCCAUUUUCCCUUGGAGCUACCCUGUUUGCGCUCCCUGUCCCUACAAUCCCACAAGAACGACGACAUUAUGUUGCUCCUUCGUGCCUUUCCUCUCAUCAGGCCCAGCCCUCUUGACUUCCUCUACAUCUCGAACGAAGACUGGCGUCAAGUUGCCCCCGAUCCCACAUCUGGCCGCAGUCUGAGCAUCCUUGACGCCUUCUUCCCGACCCGCGCGCCGGACGAAAUGCCGAUACCGAUCCCCCCUUCCCUACGAAAGCUACACAUCUUGGUCGCCGAGUUCACGGGUUUUUCCGCAAACGACCGUGACAGUGGAACGCUCGGGGGGACCAGGCUGUUUACUUGGAACGCCUUCCCAUUGCAACCUGACGAUGACGACAUGUACGGUCCAUCCAACGCCAUCGACGACGUCCUCACGCUUUUCCGGCACACCCCCCUCACCCAACUCAACUUCAUCACCUUGAGGUCGGUGCAUGCCGCGGACGGCCGGUGGGACGAGGUUCUUAGCACAUUCCCUACGCUCGAAUACCUUUACCUCUGUGGAGAGGGUACUCCCAUCGCCCUCCUGCACGCGCUCACCCCUUCCUCCGAUGGCUCCACCGCGCCGUGCCCGGCCCUGGAGAGCUUGCAGUACGAUAUGACAUCAGGGAGCACGGAGGACGCGAAGGCAACCUUGGAGGCGACGAUCCACUGCCUCCGCGCACGGGCGGCCUGCGGGAUGCGCCCCCUAGGUUCGCUCGACAUCUGCACCAACGUGAGGGUGUUGGGGGAGCGCAGUCGUGAGGUGGAUGCCAGGUCGUUUCUCGCACAGAUGCACGAGAUGGUGGCGGGGGAAGUCAAGUUCGAGUAUGAGUCCGUCCCAGUGACAUGA
Epithele typhae is the source of this 2799-nucleotide messenger RNA. RefSeq lists its product as uncharacterized. Lineage: Eukaryota; Fungi; Basidiomycota; Agaricomycetes; Polyporales; Epitheliaceae. Bases 1 to 2799 code for a protein of 932 amino acids. The transcript is spliced from 9 exons. The record is from RefSeq and is a predicted model, not a curated record.